Molecule: messenger RNA, 1314 nt
Organism: Branchiostoma belcheri (Belcher's lancelet)
Lineage: Eukaryota; Metazoa; Chordata; Leptocardii; Amphioxiformes; Branchiostomatidae
Product: GDP-L-fucose synthase-like
Exons: 11
Coding region: 174-1157 (327 amino acids)
Biological process (GO): nucleotide-sugar biosynthetic process
Molecular function (GO): GDP-L-fucose synthase activity
Source: RefSeq, a predicted model, not a curated record
CUCUGACCUCCCGGCUGAGCUGACAGACCGGCCGUGCUUUGUUGUCGGUUUUGCAAGUCAUCAAACAAACACGUGGCGAAUCUUCAUCCCGGCUGCUUUUGCGAGGGACACCGACUGUUAGAUUCAACGUUUAUAUCCUGAAUUGUGCCGAGAAACUAUUAUUUGAAGACAAUAUGGCGGCCCAGAAUGGCGAGGCUAAGCGUACCAAGGUGCCGAUGCGCGUCCUGGUGACUGGCGGAACCGGCCUGGUUGGUCAGGCUAUCCACAGGGUGGUGCAGGAGGACCCAUGUGAGGACGAGGAGUGGAUAUUUGUGUCAUCCAAGGACGCUGAUCUCACAGACCCCGCGGCGACCCAGGCGUUGUUUGAGCGGCAUCAGCCGACCCAUGUGAUCCACCUGGCCGCCAUGGUGGGGGGGCUGUUCCGCAACCUCAAGUACAACCUGGACUUCUGGAGGAAUAACAUACGUAUUAACGACAACGUGCUACAUCUGGCCUACGAGAAUGGAGUGCGGAAAUGUGUCUCCUGCCUCUCUACCUGCAUCUUCCCUGACAAGACAACGUACCCCAUAGACGAAACUAUGGUCCACAAUGGCCCUCCCCACGACUCCAACUUUGGCUAUUCCUAUGCCAAAAGGAUGAUUGACGUGCAGAACAGGGCCUACUAUGUUCAGCACGGCUGCAAGUUUACCUCAGUCAUCCCCACUAACGUGUUUGGUCCUCAUGAUAACUUUAACCUGGAGGACGGCCAUGUGGUGCCUGGGCUCGUGCAUAAGGUCUACACAGCCAAGAGAGACAACAAACCAUUGACAGUCUGGGGCACAGGUUCACCUAGGAGACAAUUUAUUUAUUCUUAUGACCUGGCCAGGCUGAUGGUGUGGGUACUGAAGGACUAUCAGGAGGUGGACCCCAUCAUUCUCUCAGUUGGAGAGGAGGAUGAAAUCUCUAUUAAGGAGUGUGCAGAGCUGGUGGUGGACGCUAUGGACUUUAAAGGAGAGGUCAUCUUUGACACCACCAAAUCUGACGGUCAGUUCAAGAAGACGGCCAGCAAUGCCAAACUCAGGAAGUACCUGCCGGACUUCAGGUUCACCCCGAUCAAACAGGCUCUGAAGGAGACGUGUGACUGGUUUACUGAGAACUACGACACGGCCAGGAAGUAAGAGGAGCAGAAACCUGGGACAUGGUGGAUACAGAAGGAAGACGUUUAAUGGAACAGAUUGAUUCAAGUGUCGUUCAGCCUAACCAAUUUAAUUUCUUGGUAAACGGAUUCGCCUGCUUCAUUUUUUUCUGAUUUGCAAAAAAAAAAAAUUCAGAAUC